Molecule: messenger RNA, 2121 nt
Organism: Mytilinidion resinicola
Lineage: Eukaryota; Fungi; Ascomycota; Dothideomycetes; Mytilinidiales; Mytilinidiaceae
Product: thermophilic desulfurizing enzyme family protein
Exons: 7
Coding region: 1-1962 (653 amino acids)
Cellular component (GO): plasma membrane
Molecular function (GO): acetate transmembrane transporter activity; oxidoreductase activity, acting on the CH-CH group of donors; flavin adenine dinucleotide binding
Source: RefSeq, a predicted model, not a curated record
AUGGCUUACUCUACAUCAAACUCCGACGACCUCAAUGUUAACAAAAACCAGUCGAUUGGCCUCCGAGAGACUAAUACCCUCACCAAUGACCAGGAGAAGCAGCCAUUCAGUACUUUCCGCGCGCCUGCACUGCCGAAUUCGCUCGGGUCUGGGACGGCUCUCGCCAUCGGCGCUUUCGCAACUACCCUAACGACCCUCUCCCUCAGCUUGAUGCAGUGGCGCGGUGUGGUGAUCACAAACGUCUACGUCGCCAACUUCUUCUUUGUCGCCGUUUUCGGGCUUCUCAUCACCGCGCAAUGGGAGAUGGCAGUGGGAAAUGGGUUCGCAUAUACGGUGUUCAGUGCUUUUGGCUUGUUCUACGCUGGCUACGCCGCCAUUCUCACGCCCUCGUUCGGCAUCGCAGCCGCCUACGGCGAUGACCUCGUCCAAUAUAACAACGCCCUCGGCUUCUUCAUGACGCUCUGGACCAUCUUCGUACUCACGUUCCUCAUCGCAUCCAUACCUACGAACGUCGUCUACAUCGCUAUCUUCUUCCUCGUCGAUUUAGGCUUCUUGACCGUCGCCGCGAGCUACUUCGCCGCUGCAGACGGCCAUGCCGCAGCGGCUGUUAGGCUGCAGAAAGCGGGGGGCGGAUUUUGCUUCGUGGCAGGGCUACCAUUUAUACCUUCUCGCUAUACCAAUAAGCAGCUAUUGAUGGCACUUGACCCAGCUGUAUACGAUGAGUACAGCAAGAAAUGGUCUGAACUGCCAAAGGAUGAGCAGGGAUGGAUUGCUCGCGCCAAGGAAGUAUCAGAGAUUCUUUCCAGAGACGUUGUCAAACGCAAUGCCGAAAAUAAGGCUCCUUUCGCUGAAGUUGCUCUGCUGAAGCAUGCUGGGCUUCUGAAGGUUCUUGGCCCGAAGAAGUAUGGCGGUGGAGAGCAGCCGUGGAGUGUGGGAUACAAGCUCAUCCGCGAGGUGGCUAAUGGUGACAGCUCCCUCGGAAUGCUCUUGGGCUAUCAUCUCCUUUGGUCAACUACAGCGAACGUCGUCGGAACCCCCGAGCAGGCCGACCACGCGCAAGACCUCAUCAUUUCAAACAACUACUUUAUCGGCGGUGCUGUCAACCCCCGCGACGAAGAUCAUAAGAUCACUAGCGACGGCGACUACAUCGUCUUCAACGGCUUCAAGCGCUUCAACACCGGCGGUGUGGUCUCCGAUCUCACUGUCCUCGAGGGAGUCUACGAAGGGACUGAACACCACAUCUUCGCCUUCGUCAAGACGCAGCAGUUCGGCAUCGAGUUCCAGCAUGACUGGCACAACAUCGGCCUACGGCUGACCGAGUCCGGAAGCGUGAAGAUCAACAACGUCCGCGUGCCAUGGGUCGAUGCACUGGGUUGGUCGGCGGAGAAGAAAGAGCUGAUCCCAGAGAUCCUCACAAUUCCCUUUGCAACCCUCCUAUUGCCCACCAUCCAACUCGUCUUCUCAAACUUUUAUCUCGGGAUAGCCCAAGGCGCCCUCACCGCUGCCGCCGCUUACACCAACAAAAACACUCGCCCCUGGCCCUAUGCCGGAAACGACCCCAAAAAGACCGCUACAGACGAAUUUUACAUCCUGGAACGCUACGGCAACUUCCACGCGCAUGUCAACGCCGCCACUGCGCUGGCUGACCGCGCCGGUGAUCUUGUGUCCUCCAUUUAUGCGACCCACACCGCCGAUCGUAAAAGCCUCACACCAACCCGCCGUGGCGAGCUCGCAGAGGAGGUUGCGAGUGUAAAGGUGGUGACGACGGACACCGGGCUCCGGGUUACUUCGGGGGUGUUCGAGGUGACGGGCGCGAAGGCGACAGGAGAGAGCGUGGGAUUGGACCGGUUCUGGAGGGAUCUGAGAACGCAUACGCUCCACGAUCCUGUAGCGUACAAGAACCGAGAGUUGGGCAGGUGGAGGUUGUUGGGCGAGGCACCGGAGCCGACUUGGUAUACCUAAGGUCGUGGGGCUGGGCCUAGAGGGAGGACGAGUGCGACAGCGGUCGGUGACUGCGAUUUGUCUUGGAGGUGGUCUUGCUGGUUUACGAGCUCUUUUAUGAGUUAUGAUGCUUGCGAAUAUUGAGUGUUAAUCCUGUUGGAGAGAAAAUGUCUGGUGACU